Messenger RNA from Clonostachys rhizophaga, 1408 nucleotides. Lineage: Eukaryota; Fungi; Ascomycota; Sordariomycetes; Hypocreales; Bionectriaceae. The record is from the annotation of a GenBank genome assembly.
GAUAUUACUAGCACGCGUAAUGAGACAUCUCUGCGACGGUGACCUCUGCCGACUCAGUUUGACGUGUCGUCACCUGAUGAAUGCUGCUGAGCCUGAGCUUUGGUCCUUUCUUGAAUUUCACCAGAGCGAUUAUCACCACAUGUGGGAUCUCGAUGUGCCACCGCAUUUCAUUCCAGCGGCCAAGCGACACCCCAGACCGAUCAUGGCGGGCACGGAUCAUUACCAUCAGUGUCAGCUGACGGGAGAGAAAUUCUGCAGGAUGUUACAGGAACGCUACAAUAAUGACCCUGCUCGGCUUCAAGUGGCCUGCAGCCGCGUUACACACCUCUGCACCGUUGUGUAUCCCGAAGGGCCACUAUGCGGCAUUAUUCUGUCCUUCUUCCAAAAUCUUGAGACACUUGAACUGCACGGAACGGAUCCAAAGGCGGAUUUUGAAGAGAUCCCCGAGCAUGAGAUUACCUGGCCAAGUCUCGCGAGACUUCGGUUCGCAAGGCUAUUCGGGCAUAUCCCACGAAACAUCGUCAAGUGGAUAAUGAGAUCUAGCUCCACUCUCGAACGCCUGGAGAUCGGGUUGCUUGACAGGCCGAUCUGCCCUGGUGAGGACGGAUGGGGCAGAUACGACCCCCUUCCAGAGGAGGCGGUCGGGACAAUGUGGAAUGGUACACCUGACUACGGCAGCUUGCACGAUGGGGUGCUGAUUCCUCGACCAAUGGGUGGGUUCUUGCCUAACGAUAUAGAGCUUGAUCUACCGAAAUUGAAACACCUCUUUCUUUGUUCACCUGCGAGGGAUCCCCGCUAUCAUGAAGUUUCCAGCCCCGAGGAUGGUGAUUUCGAGGAGGACGAAGUAUACGAUGAAUUCAUGAUGCAAUACUCUUGGUCGACCCGUGCCGAAGAAGCGAGUUUUGCUGCUUGGAGACGCUUAUUGCUAGGUUCUCGUGAGAACCUGGAGAUCCUGGUGCUUGAUCAGCGAACUGGCGCAGAGUAUACAGAAGGCGAUGCCUUGGGUCAAGAAGACUAUGUCAAGUUGAACCGGGCAGGCCAUGUCAAUCACGCGCUGGUUGCUUUGGUACAGGACCUUAUCACGGAUAAGAACCUAUUUCCUGCUCUGAAAUGGGUUUAUUUAUACGGCUUUGCCGUCGGCGUGAGGCCGGAGACGCGGCCGGAUACGAAGGUACCAGGUGGAAGAUUGAUGUUGGCUUUGAGGGAGCGCGGGGUCCAAUGUGAGGCAAGAUUGGGAGGAUGGUGCUACUUUGAUUACCCGAGGGGGAGUGCUAAUUGGGCAGCAUGGGGGUAUAACUCAAGAGAUCCUGCUCACGUUGAUGACCAAGAGGAUGACAAUUUCAACACGCACAUAUUUGUUGUCUCUCCGACCACGACGCUGUUCCACCAUACCCCUGUUGGAGAAGAG